This is a messenger RNA of Prinia subflava (tawny-flanked prinia), 5767 nucleotides long. It is a transcript of the gene ABRA, whose product is annotated as actin binding Rho activating protein. Gene Ontology annotation, cellular component: sarcomere. NCBI's taxonomy places the organism in Eukaryota, Metazoa, Chordata, Aves, Passeriformes, Cisticolidae. Gene Ontology annotation, biological process: positive regulation of transcription by RNA polymerase II; positive regulation of Rho protein signal transduction. Bases 999 to 2228 code for a protein of 409 amino acids. The transcript has 2 exons. Gene Ontology annotation, molecular function: actin binding. The record is from RefSeq and is a predicted model, not a curated record.
UAAACAAUUUCACAAAUUCAAAUAGGGACACACUCAAGGGAGUCCUCUGGAGUGGACAAAUCACAAGGUUUCCUAGAAAAACUGAUUUUUUUCUACAUUUUUUUCUACAUCUACAUUUCUACAUUACAUUUACACAGUAAACACAAUUAAGCUGUAUAUAACUCUAUUGAAAAGGAGCGAGAAAUUAAAUAGGUUACAUUUUAUUUUCUCAAAACCCUAAAACUUGGAGAUCAUUCAUGCAUCUGAUCAAGUCAGACACUAUACCGAUCCUCAGACAUAGUGAUUCCCUCUUCCUCUGUGCUGACACCAAACAUGAUAGUGUUCCCAGGCCCCCCUGAAGGCACAGUCUAAAGAGAGAGACAUUAAUAGAUAAUGACUGGGAAGAGAACACAUAAAUACCUUUUAAAAAAUUAACAAACCUCGAUUUCCUUGGACAUAUGAGCAAUAAGAAAAAGUCACCCAACAUCUUUUUAGGAAACACCUAUACAAAAUUCUCAGUCAUAACUUGCUUCUAGCUUCACACUGCAUGACAAGGGCCACUAUUUUCUUGUGAUGAUGAGGAGAGUCCAGUCUGGCCAAAAUUCCUAGCCACUGACAGCCCCUCAUAUUUAGCAUUUUCAGUCACUCUGAUCAGGAUCUCUAACCCAAGGGCUGCAUUUCCAAAAGGACAAGACCCUUGCCAACAAACUGGGAAUUCAGGAGUCCCAGGGAAGGAGGGACUAAAGGAGCUAUUGCUUUCCCACUAUUUCCAGCACUGUGUCACACUGUUUGCAUCAUGCAUCAUUCAUCUGCUGUGAUGAAAUGUAACCCCGCGUUUUAAAAAAAGACCUCUGCAACAGUGAGGAUACUAUAUCUUUGUGAGAAGUGUUUCACAUAUUUUCCAUGGGCAUCAACUGCUCCUGCUUCUAUUUAAAUCCGUGUGGCCCUCUUCAGAGGGCAUUAUUCACUUCAGGAAGUCCAUUCAGAAGGUGCUGAGCAGAGGAAGGGGAGAAGCCAGGAUGGCAGCAGACAGCAACGUGGCUCCUGAGGAAAAUCCGAGCGCUGCUCCUGUGAAAAGGGCUGUCCACAAGAUCCGGAUGGCCAGCCACGUCUUCAGCUUGGCACGAGGCUGGCAGCAGUGGGCAUCUGAGCACCAUGUAAAGCAAGAGCAAGAGCCCUCUGGAUGGGUUCCCACUGCAGAAAACUCAUCAGCUCAGCCUGCACAAGAAAACUCCUUUGAAAAAUGGCAAAUUCCAUCUGUCAAGAAGGACCAAGAAAAAGGUGAUGAAAAAUCCUUAGCAAAGGAAUCAGUGACAAAAAGAGAUGCUGAAAAAAACUCAAGGGAAUCAGAUGAAGACCUCAAAAUGUUCAGCAUUAAAAGCAAAGAGGUGACCAAAACAGUUGUCAGCAAAGCCUACGAGCGGGGGGGCGAUGUCAGUCUCCUGAGUGAAAGAUACGAGAACAACAACAGCAAUUCCGAGAUGACCGGACUCAAAGAAGAAUCAAGUGCUAUUGACAAAAUUCUUAGCAGCAAAUUGCCUUCAACCAUAAGGAGAAAGUGUUCAAAUGUGGUAUCAGAGCUGACCAAGGGCUGGGAGAAGAUGGAAGAAGAGGACAAAGAUGUGGACAAGGGAGAACUGCUGCUUAAGUGUCGUGAAGACAGCCUGGAUGCCCAGGACAGUGGCUAUGGGGAAGCAGAGGACAAGCUGGAGCAGGAGGACAGUGACCGGGAGGUGACAGCUGUGAGGAUUAAACGGCCUGUCCCAUCUGUCGCCAGCCGGCUGAGCGAGGAGGCGCGCAGCAAGGCGCGCAGGAAAUGCAGCGCCGUGCACAGCCUCAAGGACCGCUGGCAGGAAUGGGCCGAGCAGCACAUCACCACGCAGAAGCUGAACCCCUUCAGCGACGACUUCGACCACGAGCUGGCCAUGGCCACGCGUCUACACAAAGGCGAUGAAGGGUACGGCCACCCAAAGGAGGGGACCAAAACCGCUGAGAGAGCCAAGAGGGCUGAGGCGCACAUCCACCGCGAGAUCAGGGACAUGUGCUUCAUCAUCGAAUCGAUGGCCAGGCCACGGCCCGACGGCAAGAUCCAAGUCACUUUCGGGGAGCUCUUCGACAGAUACGUUCGCAUUUCAGAUAAGGUUGUUGGGAUCCUGAUGAGAGCCAGGAAACACGGGCUGGUGGACUUCGAAGGAGAAAUGUUAUGGCAAGGAAGAGAUGAUAAUGUCAUAAUUACUUUAUUAAAAUAAGUUAGGCUAUAAUCAGAAUAACUUUUGGAAAACUUUUCUCCUCUUCACCCUUGCCAUUAGCAUUUGCACAUUUGAAUAUACGAUUCAGCUGUUCACCACUUAGAAGAGUAUUUUUUGAAAUAUGUAUUUUAUAACUAGUGCAUGAUAACCGAAACAUCCAAAUGGACUUCAUUUUGUACAUUGCUUGCAGGACAAUUAAGCUAAUUACUACAUGAAAAAUAAGGAGAAAAAUCCAUAUGAAAUAUAAGCAGCUGAUGAUAAAAGCCCAGAGCAAUAUAAAUAGCUACAAACUGAUUGCAACUUCUACUUCAUGUUACAUUAAGAUAUUCCCAACUUGUUUAAACUCGAAUAUCAGGAAUAUGAAACAUGCCAGAUCAGAAGUUGAAUGACAAUAUGAACUCAGGCAAAGUUUUUGAUCUGAAAAAUGGUCUUGUGCAUGUACUUCCCUUCCUAAUUAAUUGAUUUAAAUACAAGUAAAAUUACCUUAUUAUAAUACAGAAUCAUGGAUGCUGCAUGUUUUUCUUUACAAGUAUGAUAUGUAACUAUUACUGCACUAUUAUCUUCUUGAUACAACUGUUGACACAGCUUUCUCUUAUAUAUAACAUAAAAAUUAUUCUUUUUAUAAAUGGAAUUUUAUAUAUUUAUUGUAUUUAUAUAACUAAUUUUUUUAGAUUAUUUCAUAUUUAAACUUAUGGAGGUUGGAAUGUAAUGAAUAAAAAGUUUUGAAUAGACAGCUAUCUAAAAAUACUUUCUAUGCAACAUUGUGCAACAUCUCAUCUGAUUAUCUAUACAGAUAUUCUUCUUAUAAACACAGGGAAAAUAAUAUGUAACAUAUAAAUACUAGCCAGGUACUUGUACUUUUGUAUACAGCAAAAAGUGACUAACAUCAUCAUCUUCCAUUGAAAUGUUCCUCUAUGAGAAAAGAGAGAAAUGGGUUCAUAACUUUGAGGAAAAUGUUGUUCCGCAUUAUACAGAAAUACUGACCUCAUUUUACAGCAUUUGCCAUUCCAAUGUCACAGAAAUAAUUUAUUUCUGUCCACGUGAUGCUGAAGAGGACUAAAUGCUUAUGAACUAAUACUUCUAAGGCUUAAAAUCAUAUUAUUCACAAAUCUGAGAACCCUGUAAGGUCUCUGCUACUUACUGGAUUAAAGAGAUCAGUUUCUCUAUUAUUGUAAAAAAUAGCUGUCCUGGUAAAAUGUGUGCUCUUAACAUGAAAAGCAUGUUUCAUAGCAGAUGCCUGGGCAAGUAAUGAAAAAGAAGUGUUUUCUUCCCUCUUAAGAGUCUUUCAAACUGAAAAAGCAAAUAUUUUCUUACAGAAGUAGAGGUGUAUUAACAUCUUGUCUCUGAUAAAACAAGUAUUGCCAUCUUAUUGUGAGUACAGACACUCCAGCUUGAAGCUUCAAUGUACAAAUAAACCAAAUAUUCUAUAACUUAAUGAUACAAGAACUGACUAUUACAUCUAUUCUAAAUCUAUGUAGAUCAUUGAUACUUUGGGCAUAGUUACAUUAUGUGACUCUAUGGAAGAAAAAUUAAUUGUAAGAUGGACUCAAUGGAGCUUAUUUAAUGUUUUCUUGAGAUCUCAGACUACUCAAGUUGACCUACAAAACUGAUGUAUUACUGUAAUACUUACAUAAUUUUUACCUGCAUAUUCUUAAGUUCCUCUUUUUACCUUUAUAUAAUGACUUUUUAUAGCUGUCUAAAUUGUCUUGAAAAAAAUUUGUUGUCAAAGUAAUACAUGAACUAUAAAUAAAAUUAUUUAUUAUAAAUAAUUAUUCUCCCAUAUACUAUAAAACAAAUACGUGUGCAGAUUCAGUGAAGUAAAAUAUUAGUAAGUUACUUCAAAAUAUGAAAACAUCCUCCUUUCCAUAGGCUGUUAAAAUAUUUCCUGUGAAGGUUUCUCUGUCCAAAGCACCAGAAAAAGAUUUCAGAGUACAUGGCAACAGACCUUACACAAAACACCUGUACAAAGAAUACACACUAAAGGCAUGUAAGGGUUAACUGAAUUACGCAUUUCUGCUUGUGAGAAUCCUCAUCCUACCACAGGAAAACGCAGCAGCCAUAACAAUGUAAUCACUACUACAUAUCAUCACCCUCACUGAUUGCCAGCUCACUGCAGGUAACUUAAGCCUCCCAUUCAUUCAUCCCAGUGUUAAAAUCUACGUAAAAUAAACCAACACCCCACUUUUUCCUAUUCUUCCCCCCAAACUAUUUUAUUUCCAAUUGGAUGAGAAAACGACGUGACAUAACUAGUAUUUUUGCUCAUACUAUGCUCCACUAUUUACCUUUGAGUAGGUGGUAUCAUGCAAAGUCUUCUAAUUUCUGAAAAUAAUUUACCAUUUUUGUCAAAAAGAAAUACUAAAUAUUGAUGUAAGUUAUGGUGUAUGGAAGCAUUUCAUGUAGUUUAUAUGCUUUAUAACAUUUUUUUACAUUAACUUGUGUGAUAAAUUUAUCCAUGGUGUGGGAAAUAAUAAAUCUGACCUCAUUAAAAAACAACCAAACAAAAGUGCUCCCUGAAUUAUCCAUCCUAAAUCUCCUAUUAUACUGUGCUGCAUUCCUGUGAAAUUAGCACAACCCCUGCCAAAUUUAAAUAUUCUAAGUAAUAGAUGAUAAAGGUCAAAACCUGCUUGAUUAAAGCAGUCUCUGUAAAUUUUUAAGACUUGCUUUCCUAGUUCUGACUUGCUUUGAAAAUAAAACCCUUAACCUUUGAGACAAUGAGCAACUCUCAGCUACUCUCAUGAUAGCUUAUAGUUGCACAUUAUUUUCUUAAAUACUGUAUUCACCCCCAAAAUGUUUUACUUGAAACAGAACUCCUGCACUCUCCUGUCUGAAGCUAGUGUUGUUUUUGCACAUCCUUGGUAGUGAAAAGAUUCUUCCUCUGUAGGAACUUACAUACAUUUCUCAUAUUCUAAUACAGUUAUCAAGCUUCAGUGACAGCAUGGAACUUGUACCAGAAGAAAUAAAUUUGACUUUUACACCUUUGUAUUUUUCCAAGUCUUACCACAUUUACUGCAGUGGCUUGAAGUGAGUAGAAAGUUCCAUGGACAUGUAUCCCACCCAGUGGAAAUCAACUCUCUCCUCCACAACAAUGAUUCCUUCUUUACAAACGUUUCUGUACAGUCAAGGUUUAGUAAUAAGCUCAUUUUUAAAACAGGGGAAGGCUAUUGAAAUAAAAUUACCUGUAGUGAAGAGCAUUACUAUUCAUGGCGGAAUGUUCGAUCAUUCCUCAUCACAGAACAGGUAAUGGCAGCCCCUCCUCUCACAGCCAUUUCAGCUGCUAUGUACACACUGCCCUGCCCCAAAUUCUCAACUAAAGCCACUGCUGACACCUCAGGGCACAAAGCAGUUGAGCAUUCAACAGCACGUGUACUAUUAGCAGUGUAAUUAUCACAAGAGAAAACAAACUACAAUUACAAAGCUUGUAAGCAGAGCUGGCACUGGCACUUCUGCAGUGAGACAGCCAGCAGGACUGGCUUGCACUUGAUUUGCACAUACUACACCCAGUGUACAUCAUUCCCUCAGCUGGACGAUUCCUCUCUCUG